Molecule: messenger RNA, 2210 nt
Organism: Teleopsis dalmanni
Lineage: Eukaryota; Metazoa; Arthropoda; Insecta; Diptera; Diopsidae
Exons: 3
Coding region: 65-2206 (713 amino acids)
Source: RefSeq, a predicted model, not a curated record
AAAUACGGUAGUUUGGUGAAAACUAAAAAUUAAUGGCAAAUUAAAAGUGUAUUGCAUUUCAAAAAUGAAUAAUCGCAACUCGAACAUGUCAACUGUGAAGUACAAACUCAUCGAUCAAACAGAAAACGGCAAUUCUGCUGAAGACCGUGAAAAGAAUUACAGAAAAAUAAUUUUAUUAAUAUUUUUUUUUACCGUGUUCAUAUAUAAAUUUUUGGACUGGAACAGUUUUGGUUACUAUGGUCAAAGCGAACAAAAUUGGAUGCAUUUAAAAAAUUUUCAAUUUAACAGUUCUAUAAAUAAUGUGAACAGUGACAAAAUAAAUGAACUUAAAAGUAAAAAUAGUAGUCAAAAUUACACAACCCAACAUACUACUCCAUUCGUACUGUCAGCUAAACCAAAGUACCUUGUAAAUACGACACACUGUAAAAUACCAUAUGUUGAUCCUUUCGAUCCAAUUGUCAUGAAGUCGUUUGAGAAGCAAACAUAUAAAAAUUGCUCAAAUGAUGUUUCACUCAUAAAUGUUAUAUUCGAUCGAAAUAUAUUUAAAUAUUUAUUGGAAAUUAAAACAGCAGCAUAUUUCACUGAAACAGCAAAUUUGAGUGCAGUUUCAAGUCUGGAAGAGUUUGAAGAUCAGUUGAUGUGUUGCUAUAAGGAAAUAGUGCGUUCAGGAAGUGGCGGCAAAGCUGACAAUUCAUAUGAUUUGUUACCCUGCACCCAUUUCCACCAGUAUUUUGUGGUGCCCGAUCAUAUUGAAUAUAUGAUAGUUGAAUGUAGUCUAAAUUCAACAAUAAUACAAAAGGAUGCAUUCUCUUUUAUACAAUACAGAAAAUUACCCUCUACUGUAAAAGGUGAUAGACCGGCAAACAAUACCAGAAAACCGAGUGUGUAUCUGAUUGGCAUAGACAGCUUAUCAAGUAUUAAUUUUCGUAGAAAUAUGCCACUUACGUUCAAUUAUUUUCAAGAAAACAAUUGGUUCGAGAUGCAGGGUACAAACAAGAUUGGUGAUAAUACAUUUCCAAAUUUAAUGGCUGUUAUGGCUGGUAUGGAUGAGCGAACUACAUUUGAACAAUGUGAUCCGAAGAGCGUGGGUGGUCUUGAUAAAUGUAAUAUUAUCUGGAACGAUUUUAAAAAAUAUGGAUAUCGAACUGCAUUUGCUGAAGAUGAAGCAUGGAUGAGUACAUUUAAUUAUCUCAAAAAAGGAUUUGAAAAAGUUCCAACAGAUCAUUACCUAAGACCAAUGUUAUUAGCAAUAUCAAAUAAACUGAAUGUUACCCAUUUCUAUGGAUUAACAUAUUGUAUCGGUAGAAAACAGUAUGCUGCAUAUAUAUACGACUAUAUGAUGCAACUAGCAAAUCGUUAUCAGGAAGAACCCACAUUUGGUUUAUUUUGGACAAACUCAAUCAGUCAUAAUGCAUUUGAUGCUUCCUCAAUAAUGGAUGGCAAAAUGUUAGAAUAUUUUAAAACAAUGAAAGCAAAUGGUAUUUUAGAGAAUGCUAUUGUUUUUUUCCUAAGUGAUCAUGGCAUGAGAUGGGGUUCGCUAUUGAGUAAACCCAACGGGUUUUUGGAGAAUCGUUUGCCGAUGUUUUUUAUAUCAUUACCAAAAUGGUUUAAAAAUCGUCAUCCAGAUAUAGUAAAAGCGCUUCAAGUCAAUCGACACCGCUUGACUUCAUCUUAUGAUAUAUAUAUGACAAUGAAACAUAUAUUAGAAUUAUCUGAGCCUGGAAUUAAAUUACCUGCAGCGCAAAAUUGCCCAAAAUGUCAAAGUGUUUUUAAGGAAGUACCAGAAAAUAGGACAUGUGCCGACGCGGGCAUAACAGAACACUGGUGCACUUGUACACUUUAUGAUAUUGUACCAACUGAUAAUUCAAUUAUAAAGAAUAUAACAAAUCAAAUAAUUAAUUCGAUGAACGAAUAUCUAGAGAUGAAGAACAUAAGUUCAAUUUGUAGUAAAAUAGAAUUACGCGAUAUCAAUAGCGCAUUAAUUAAAGUAGAAGAAAAUGAUGCCGUAAAUAGUCAACCAACAUAUAGAGUUGAGUACUCAGUUAACCCUAAAAGAGCCAUAUAUAAGGCUUCGGUGGUAUAUGAUUCACUGAAAAAGACAAUAAAAAUAAAUGUGGAAGAUAUAAGUUGUCUUACUUCCUACGCAAAAAUAGCUAACUGCGUUGAAGAUAAGCAAGCAAAGAAAUAUUGCAUGUGCAAAAUAUAGUUUA